Messenger RNA from Didymella exigua CBS 183.55, 1236 nucleotides. Its product is annotated as DNA repair protein. Gene Ontology annotation, cellular component: nucleotide-excision repair factor 1 complex. The transcript is spliced from 2 exons. Lineage: Eukaryota; Fungi; Ascomycota; Dothideomycetes; Pleosporales; Didymellaceae. Gene Ontology annotation, molecular function: damaged DNA binding. Gene Ontology annotation, biological process: nucleotide-excision repair involved in interstrand cross-link repair; nucleotide-excision repair, DNA damage recognition; base-excision repair. Bases 1 to 1236 code for a protein of 411 amino acids. The record is from RefSeq and is a predicted model, not a curated record.
AUGGCAGACAGGCCCGCAACGCCCCCAAGAGCCACUCGCUCAGCAGGCAGGUUGCCGCCAAAUCCUCCCACGCCCGAGCAGAUCAGGCGAAUAGAAGAAGCCAGGCUGCGCGCAAAGGCCCAAGCCCAGCAAGCCCAAGCAUCUCGCCACUCACCCGCUCCCGUUGCCGGCGCAAAACGCGCCUACUCCUCUCUGACCUCAUCCACAACUCCCACGCAAUCCCGUGAUGCGAACUCCGCCCAGGCACCCGGGGGCUUCACCCAGCCUCCGUCGGACUCGUAUAUCCACCAGAGCAAGAGCAAAGAUAUCAAGCGUUCCGACUUCAUCGACUACGACUUCAGCACCAUGACGGACACGAAGGGCGGUUUCCUUAGCACGACAGAUGACCCGCACAACCGUGCUAUGUGGACGGGCAAGAGCCGCGAGGAGCAGAAACCAGAGGGCAUGACACUCGCCGAGUGGGAGCGCGAGCAAGUCCGCAAGAAGCUGCGCGAGGCACGGGCGGGGCCGUACGAACCCGGUAUUUCCAUCUUGAACGCUGUGAACGGGAAAGAAGAGGCCGAGGACGACGAUGCCGCGCUUCUCGAAGCCGCCGAGAACGCCGAGAUAGAAGCCGGCACUUUCAAAGGGAAGUACGGCGACGGGAAAAAGGAUGUGUCCGGAAAAUGUCGCGAAUGUAAUAGUCUGGAGAUUGAUUGGAAAUGGGCCGACAUAUUCCACAUCAGCAUCUGCGCGCGCUGCAAAGAGCUCUACCCCGACAAAUACUCGCUCCUCACCAAGACUGAGGCCCGCGACGACUACCUGCUCACGAACCCCGAGCUCGCCGACGAAGACCUGCUCCCGCAUCUCGAGCGCCCCAACCCGCACAAGACCUCCUUCCACAACAUGCAGCUCUUCCUGCGCCUGCAGGUCGAAACCUACGCCUUCAGCGCCAAGAAAUGGGGGUCCGCCGCCGCUCUGGACGAAGAGUAUGAGAAGAGGACCAAGGUGGCGAAGCAGAGGAAGGAGAAGAAGUUCAAAAACAAACUGGACGAUCUGAAGAGGAGGACCAGAGUGGAGGCGUAUAAGCGGGCGCGCCUUGGCGGUGGAGGCGAUGCUGAGUUUGGACAGAAGAUCAAGGGCCGGUAUGAUAAGCAUGAACAUGAGUGGGGGCGUGGAGUGCUGGAUCCCGAGACAGGCAUGGAGAAGAAGACGUGUGUCGAGUGUGGGAUGGAGGUCGAGGAGCUGGAGUUUUGA